Molecule: messenger RNA, 1305 nt
Organism: Nematocida homosporus
Lineage: Eukaryota; Fungi; Microsporidia
Exons: 1
Coding region: 1-1305 (434 amino acids)
Source: RefSeq, a predicted model, not a curated record
AUGACGAUUAUAGGAGGCGCUCUUUUCUCUUAUAUUGGCUUAACCAUCAGGCAGGCAAUGCUCACAGACGUUGGAGAUAUGGUGACAAAUCACCACAAUGACAACCACCUAGAAAACCCAAAUAUUGAAGCGAGCAUAAUCCAGGAACAAGUUAAGAAUUCGCUUUAUGAAUUUCACAAUUUAGAUUCCGAAUUUAAUAACUCUCUGUCGGCCAUGAUCUCUACGUCCGACGCAAGUAUGGAAUUAGACCUGCUAGCUAUCUUCAUGGGCACAUGCUCAAUAAGCUGGGAUGAGAAUGGGAUACAACCAAGCGCCGAGUUAUUCAACCCAAUAAAAGAACUGGCACAGAAAGUGCAGAAAGUACUCCAAGAUCUAAGUAUAAAGCUAAAACAUGAGGUCGACUUCUUGUUAUCUAUCCAGACCGAAAAACUAACACAUCACCACCAAUUUAUCUCUGAGCUCAAGAAAUCAACUCUAUUUAGGGUUAUAGAGACAGGCGAGGUGUCUAGACGUCUAGAGUUUUGUGCUGAGGUCAUUGACCCUAUCUUUGUCAGAAGCACAGACAUAGUAGCAAUGGGCAACUUAGUGAAGAAGACACAUAACCAAUUCAGGAAUUCCAAGCCACCACAACCAUUGAAGGGAGAAAGCAUUCUUGAAGAUCAGGAAUCAAUAAGUAUCGCCCAAAGAAAGAUGCAGAGGUUCAUAAGGUUUUUCUACGCGUUUUAUACACUCCAGGCGUUUGUUGCUAAUACAUGGCAUAAGUCCAAGCAUGACAGAAUGGCACCUAAUCUUAGCGAUGCGCAGUACCAGACGAUAUUGGAGUUGGCCAACCUUCCGGCAAAUAAUCUCUUGAGAGGUAAGGAUGUAACAAACGAAUUCAAGAUUAUUGAUAGGGUGGUAUCUUCCGAAGGCAUUGGUUUGUUCUAUGAAAAUUGGAAUAAGUCGUACACAGCAGAGUGGCAGCGUGUCUUAAAUGCAAUCAAGACAUUGGAAGACUCCAAUAAGCCCAUGUCCAUUUCCGACCAGAUGAUUGCCAGGCAGACCGUUAUAGCUUUGAAAAUGAUAGCCAAUAAUGUGUACCACCAGACCAGCAAGACACUCAAUAACACAUCGGAAUUUUUCGAGACAUUCAAGACCAGGUUUCAAACCAUACAGCGAGAUAAGCUUAGCCUUUCCAAUUGUAUCCAAAUCGGAUACACUGGGUUAGAUUAUUCCUCAGAAUCUUCCACAUCACAACAGUUCCAGCAAAGCCAACAAGAUAAACAAAACCAACAAAACCCACCCCAAUACCAAUACCAAUACUAA